This is a messenger RNA of Venturia canescens, 8910 nucleotides long. It is a transcript of the gene Not1, whose product is annotated as CCR4-NOT transcription complex subunit 1. Gene Ontology annotation, molecular function: molecular adaptor activity. NCBI's taxonomy places the organism in Eukaryota, Metazoa, Arthropoda, Insecta, Hymenoptera, Ichneumonidae. Gene Ontology annotation, cellular component: CCR4-NOT core complex; P-body. The record is from RefSeq and is a predicted model, not a curated record. Gene Ontology annotation, biological process: negative regulation of translation; nuclear-transcribed mRNA catabolic process, deadenylation-dependent decay. The transcript has 10 exons. The coding region runs from base 660 to 8147 and encodes 2495 amino acids.
AAAACAUUCCAGUUCCGAGGUGAUUUCCGAGAUCUGAUAGGUGGACCUUUCUCUCUAAUCUGCGCACACGACUGUAUGAUUUGAACGGACAAUCGUUUUCGUGUGCUGGCGCAGGAAGCUUGGCUGAAUCUGUGUCCCACACCCACACGAGGCCAGCCACCAGCAGCCAGACGAGCCAGACGGUGGAGACCUCCCCUCCAUUGCCAAAAAGGCAAAAAGAAGAAGCGGGAAGCGGUCGCGAGGACGACGAAGAGCGAGGGAAGGGGGAAGGACGAAGAAAGAAGUAGUGGUGGUGGUGGUUACGUUCAUCGCUGUGAUCCGUGAUCGCAGAUCGCAGUUCGCAGUUACAUUCUCGCCUUCUUGUUUUGUUCGCCAUGACGUUCGGAAUCGUAGUGUGUUGAAUGAAUUAAUUCGAAACAAUAAUACAUAUAUACAUAUAUGUAUAUUUAAAUUAUAUAUACUGGAAAAAUAUAAAAUAUAUUAUACUUGAAGGAAGAGAGAAGGAUUUAUAAAUAUAUAUCGAUUCCGAUGUUGGUCGUAGUACAGUGCAAAUGUAGUUUUCAUGCUCUUGACGAUAGAAGAAACUGGAGAGGCUAUUCGUGGAUACCGAAGAAAGCUUCAAACGUGUUUGAAGCUUUCGAGGUCGGAUUCAUGGAACUAUGAACCUGGACUCGUUGUCUUUUACUUUGUCACAAAUCAGUUAUUUGAUUGAGAAUUUGAAUAAGAAAAAUUUACGUCCUACUUCCGAGGAAAUAUCUGUGUUAGUGCAGUGGAAGGGUCUGGAGGCGGACAGACACUUGCUGCGCUGUUUGUUCUCGUACAUCGACUUUUCUACAGGCGAACCACCUGAGAUCAACGCCAAAGAUUACUAUCAAAUUCAACUUUUGAAAAAAGAAUACAUCAAUCUACUCGGGAAGCCAUCGCUUAUCUCAAAUCUUUGUUACGCCAUUGACCAUUCUCUACAUCGUCAGAAGACCUUGAAUCCAUCACCCAAAUUAUUUCUUAAUUUUCGACGUGUCCUCGGUUUGACUCUGGUGCAAGAAGUUGUCUUGGCUAUUGCUCUGUUACAUUCAGAAAAUUCAGACACAAGAUCACUAGCGGCAGAGGAUAUACAAAAACAAUUACCAAUAUUAAUUAAAAAUUAUACCAACUCGGAGAACAGCAAUAAACAGCAGCAAGAGGAGGGAUUACACGAUUCGUCACCUGAAAUAUUGCAUCUAGUGCUUUACGAGACUCUCCGAGAACCUAAUAAUUUUGGCCUCACCAACGAGGCGAAAGAAAAAUUUCUCAAGAAUUUGAGGCGUGAUUUUCCCCGUGAACUGGUACCGGUGGUGCUCGCACCACUUUUGUAUCCAGGCGACGGGGAAUUUCAAAAAUCCACAAUCGAGCUCAAUAUGGCGACGAUGGACAGUAAUUCCUUGGUAGAGCUCAUAAUGGAGCUGGGCUAUGGGUUCACCGGAAGUGUCGAAGAGUGCCGUUCAGCACUGGCCGGACUCGGUGCUUGUGAAAUAUCGCCUGUAUGUGCCGCGCGCGUACUCUCUCAUAUGGCACGAACGUGCACCGGCCUCGAAGAUUCCGGGCGCUUGCAGUCUUUCUGGGCGAAUUCUUCCGGGAACGCGGAUACGAACAAAGACAAAUCAUUAGACAGCGGGACAGCCACCACUUGGAACGUUGAAGUUUUUGUACAAACCCUAAAAGAAACGCAAUCGACCUUAUUGUGGAAUGAAGUAAUCGUCAAACUGGACCACGCGGAAUUUAUCGUCAAAGAUCGACAAGGUUUGAACCUCCUGAUAACGGGUUUGAAACUGGGUUUGCAACACCAGGGUUAUCCGUUGGACGUAUUUCCGGUUGAAUUGUUCUAUCGUCAUUGGGAAAACGUGGAGGGUCAAUUUUCUCUGGUCCAGCAGAUAUUGAAGAAUCCUGACAUAUUUUGUUUCGCGGAUCAUCCAUAUCAUUCGGUAACGGUGGACGUGUUGAAGUCGGCACCCGAGAGUGACAGCAAAGAGGCACAAACGUGGCGUUCUUUGAACGUCGUUGAACUUCUAUUACACAUGGCUGAGCGGGGCUUAUAUGGGGCGGUCCAAGAAAUUUUCAAAUGGCCCAGUCAACAUUGUCCGGACGUCUUGGUUCUCGCGCUUUUACAAAUUAAUCCGCCGAUCACAAUUUUACGACAAGAAUUAUUGAGCACUCUUAUGCCGAUAUUUCUUGGCAAUCAUCCAAAUUCCGCGGUUAUUUUACAUCAUGCUUGGCACGCCAACAACCUCAAAAUCAAAACCGUUAUUAUGCACGCUAUGGCCGAAUGGUAUCUUCGCGGUGAUCACGAUCAAACUCGAUUGUCUCGAAUUCUCGACGUUGCCCAAGAUCUCAAAGCUCUAUCGGCCCUCCUCAACGCUCAGUCAUUCCCCUUCGUUAUCGAUCUCGCCUGUCUUGCUUCCCGACGCGAAUAUCUCAAGCUCGAGAAAUGGCUCACCGACAAAAUUCGCGAUCACGGUGAAGUGUUCGUCACUGCCUGCGUCAAGUUUCUGCAAAGAAGAUGUCCACAGGUCAUGGGUACCGGAAUCAAAGAAGAUCCUACCAUACCCAAAGCCAGUCAACUUCCUCAAGAGACUCUUACAACUAUUUUGGCUUGCCUUCAAGUUUGUGCCGGAAGCGUGUCGCCCGAAUGCUCCGAAGCGAUCAUGACGAUGGUACAAAACUGCAGUUUAAUGCUUAGCAAAGGAGCGAUGAGCCGACAACCGCCUCCAGGUGUUUUGAGACACCCAGGAUUAGAUCCGUUCAAUCCAUCUAAGCUUGCCGGGCCGCUGUUCUCGGGAAAAGCGGUAGACACUCUUGGAAAUCUGAGCACGAGUCUAGCGUCAAUGGGGCUGGGUUCGAGUCUGGGUCCGCCAAGCAGUUCGGCAUUUAAUUUACCUGGGGCAUUGGGUCCUCUCGUAUCGGCGCCAGGAUCGCCCUCUCGUCUGAUGGGACCGUCUCCAAGUCCGUUUCCGAUGUUACCAUUGUCGUCGCAACUACAUUCGGGUCCAGUGGGAAGUCAGGGGCCGGCUGUGAUACCGGGAGGUGGAGCGAUUGGCGGACUCGGGCGCUUGGGCCCGCCGAGCGGUAUCGAGAAGACUCGUUUACCCGAAACCUCCAAUCUCUUUCCGGAUAUGGGGCAGAACGUUUCGAAAGAGAUCGAGGAUGAGGCGAACGGUUAUUUCCAACGAAUUUACAAUCAUCCACCACACCCGACGCUCUCAAUCGACGAAGUUCUGGAUAUGCUGAAAAAAUUUCAAGAAUCCGGCACGAAGCGCGAGCACGAGGUCUUCAAUUGUAUGCUAAGAAAUUUGUUCGAGGAGUACCGAUUUUUCCCUCAAUAUCCGGAUAAAGAAUUGCACAUCACGGCGCAAUUGUUCGGUGGUAUAAUUGAGCGUAGUCUCGUUAACAGUUACAUGACUCUUGGUCUUGCCCUGCGAUUCGUCUUGGACGCCCUGAGGAAACCCGAGGGCAGUAAGAUGUAUUAUUUUGGUAUAGCGGCUCUCGAUCGUUUUAAAAGUCGCUUGAAGGAGUAUCAAACGUACUGCGAGCACGUUCGAGCUAUACAACACUUUAGUGAGUUUCCGCCUCAUCUUAUAGAAUACAUAGAGUACGGAUUGCAAGCUCAAGAGCCACCUACGAGACCUCAGGGUGCUGUUUUACCCAAGAGCCUUGCCUCGAUGCUCGUGCCUCCUACGACACCCUUCAAAACGAUUACAACGACAACGAUAACGACGAGCACGACACAGUCGAAACCUUCGACGACACCGACGACUUCCCUCUCGGCGAGGCCGUCGAUUGCGAAUGCUACCAACAUCGAUACGCUCCUCGUAGCGACUGACAAGGAGGAGAAAAUUACGAGCCCGCCGGAAGCUUUACAGGACAAAACGGCUUUUAUAUUUAACAACUUGAGUCAAUUGAAUCUUCAACAAAAGUGCGAUGAGAUACGUGAGAUUGUAACCGAAGAAUUUUGGCCGUGGAUGGCGCAAUAUCUCGUGAUGAAACGCGCCAGCAUAGAGCUCAAUUUUCACGCGCUGUACUCCAAUUUUCUCGAUUGUCUCAAAGUACCGGACGUCAACAAAAUGGUUACCCGAGAGACAUUUCGCAACAUCAAAGUUUUGCUCCGUAGUGACAAGGGUAUUGCUAAUUUCUCGGACCGUUCGUUGCUCAAGAAUCUUGGACAUUGGUUGGGAAUGUUGACACUUGGAAGAAACAAACCUAUAUUACGCAUUGACAUCGACCUCAAGAGUCUCCUCGUCGAGGCGUACCACAAGGGACAACAAGAGUUACUUUACGUAGUCCCGUUCGUUGCCAAAGUUCUCGAAUCGUGCGCCAAGAGCCGGGUUUUCCGUCCCCCCAAUCCGUGGACAAUGGCGAUAAUGAAUGUUCUCGCAGAGUUGCAUCAAGAGCCAGAUCUCAAGCUCAAUCUCAAAUUCGAGAUCGAGGUCUUGUGUAAAAAUUUGAGCAUCGAUGUUGCCGAGCUCAAGCCCGUUGUUUAUCUCAAGGAUCCGGAAAAAUUACGUACCCUUGAAUACCAACUGUCGCAUCCGAAUAAGAAAACCGAGGGCGCAGGCGUUCCUCAGCAGCAACAGCAACAGCAAGCGCAACAACAACAGCAGCAACAAGCCCAACAACAGGCUCGUGAAGCCGUACAACAGCAACAACAACAGCAAGCACAGCAGCAACAACAACAGCAACAGGCACAACAACAACAACAGGCACAACAGCAACAACAGGCACAACAACAGCAACAGGCACAACAACAACAACAACAACAACAGCAGCAGCAACAACAGCAGCAGCAACAGCAGCAGCAGCAACAACAACAACAACAACAACAACAACCCGCCCAAGAGCCGAUCGAAGAUCUCGUGGGACCGACGACAACGAGUUCCAUGGUGUCGAAGACAGCACCACCUGCCGCCAAUACAACACCAUCGCUGCCGACCGGACCACCGGAGCCACGAUUCAAUUACAUGGACAUAUCGGUGACCGGGGUCGCAAACAUAUCGCAACACAUAACCAUCAACAACAGUCUGCCGCUUUUCCAAACGCAUCCUCACUUGAAACAAUUUAUACGCCCUGCAGUAGAGCGGGCGAUUCAAGAAUGGAUACAUCCGGUGGUCGAUCGUUCGAUAAAAAUAGCUCUGACGACCAGCGAACAAAUAGUCCGGAAGGACUUUGCUCUUGACCCGGAAGAGGUGAGAAUGCGUACAGCGGCGCGUCACAUGGUCAGAAAUUUGACUGCAGGAAUGGCAAUGAUAACGUGUCGCGAUCAAAUUCUCGCGUCGAUAAGCUCGAAUCUUAAGCAAGCGUUCCUCGGAGCCAUGAUGGGUUCGACCCCACAGCAGAAAGAGCUCGCGGAACAAGCGGCAAACGUAGUUUCCGCGGAUAACAUGGAGCUCGCUUGCGCCUUCGUGCAAAAGACCGCGAUCGAGAAGGCUAUACCGGAAAUGGAUAAGAGACUUUUGAACGAGAUAGAGCUUCGAAAGAUAGCGCGACAAGAGGGCAGACGUUAUUGCGAUCCUCUUGCCAAAUAUCAAGCUGAACGCAUGCCCGAACAAAUAAGACUCAAAGUCGGCGGUGUGACCCCACUGCAGAUGGCCGUUUACGAAGAAUUCGCCCGGAACAUACCAGGAUUUUUGCCGCUUUCUGAACGCGACACCGAGCCGUACUUCAUACGUAAACCGAUAAGCGAACCCGCGAGCGUUACCACCUUCACCGGCAAUCCCGCUGCUGUUGCUGUUCCAAGAGCUCAACACGUUGCCGCAGCUGCUGCUUAUGCUGUAGCCGUCAGCAACGACGAGGUUGGUACGAUGUUGGAAAAACUUGCUGGCGAAGUCGAAGUUCUUCUCAGUGCUAUGGGACCAGCCGCUCCACCCCCUCAGCACGCAGCUCUUCACAGUCUUCUCGAAUCUAUCAUACUGACAAGAAGAUCCCGAGACGCUGGAGCCGCGAUGACGCUCCUUAAAAAAGCGGUCGAGGGCCUCCUCGAGGGUCCCACUAUUUCUAGCGGCGUUGUCGAUUCAGAAAUAAUUGUCCACUAUCGUGAACUCUAUCUAAGAAUCCUCAAAUGUCUCCAAGAUCCACGCGCUUACGGCAUGCAAUGGACGAACAAACACGUGACUCGUUGUCUCUCCGAAUGCCGGGACGAAUUUCGUUACAAUUUUGAAGCAGUCGAUUGUCUCAUUAGAUCCCAUCUUCUCAGCUUCAUACAAUUCGAUCUGACUCUCGCUCAGGCCAUGGAUGCUGGGAAUGCAAUGGCCACUGCCUUUGCUACUCAACUCGUACAACUGUAUCUGAUCGAUGAACGACAAACCACCCACGUCACCGAAUCCGAUCUUUUUCACACGAUCGAGAUAUUGGCAAGAAUGGCCCAUCACAGAGCACCACCCGAAGGAAUUUCCCUCUUUAGACUGACCAGUCUCAUAGAGUCGCUACGGGCUCAUCACGAUCCAGCCAUGCUCGCCGACAGAGCACCCGCUGGACCAACCGCUCAUAUCCAUUCCGGAAUACUUCAAGUUCGAGCACGUGACUUCGACGAUCCCCCGGGUCUGAUGGAGAAGACGGAAUAUCUUUUGCGCGAGUGGGUAACGAUGCACCACAGUCCGACGCACGCGCGUGAUCCAACCAAGGCUUUUGGGAUGUUCGUGCAUCAAAUGAACAUUCACGGAAUAUUGAAGACGGACGAUUUAAUAACGCGCUUCUUCAAACUCAGUACGCAAAUGUGCGUGGACCUUUGUUACAGGGCACUGGCCGAGGCGAACGCGGCACCCUCGGUCGUCCGCGCCAAGUGUUUUCAUACCCUGGACGCUUUUGUACGGCUAGUCGCGUUGCUGGUUAAACACUCGGGCGACACUUCGAACACGCAUACGAAAAUAAAUCUGUUGAACAAAGUAUUGGGGAUAGUUGCAGGCGUGCUGCUACAGGAUCACGAGAUGCGAGGUACGGAGUUUCAACAACUGCCCUAUCACAGAAUCUUCAUAAUGUUGUUCUUGGAAUUGUGCGCUCCGGAGCCGGUCCUCGAGGCGGUUAAUUACCAAGUACUGACGGCUUUCUGUCACACGCUUCACAUUCUGCGACCCGCAAAAGCAUCAGGAUUCUGUUACGCCUGGCUCGAGCUUGUCUCGCAUCGGGUAUUCAUUGGCCGCAUGCUCGCGAUAACGCCUCAACAAAAAUGCUGGGGAAUGUACGCUCAGCUGCUCAUCGAUUUGUUUAAAUAUCUCGCCCCUUAUUUGCGCAAUGCUGAGCUUGCCAAACCUGUGACUCUUCUCUACAAAGGCACGCUCCGAGUAUUACUCGUCCUUUUGCACGAUUUUCCGGAAUUUCUUUGCGACUAUCAUUACGGAUUUUGCGACGUUAUCCCACCAAAUUGUAUACAAAUGAGGAACUUGAUACUGAGCGCCUUCCCCAGAGCGAUGAGACUUCCGGAUCCUUUCACGCCGAAUCUUAAAGUCGACAUGCUUCAAGAGAUCACUCACGCACCCCGAGUUCUCACUAAUUUUGCCUCAAUGAUACAACCUAUCAGCUUCAAGAAAGAGCUCGAUCUCUACCUAAAGGCACGAGCACCCGUUACUUUCCUCUCGGAGCUCAGGAGCAAUCUCCAAGUCUCUCAAGAAGCUGGAAUGCGUUAUAAUAUUCCCUUGAUGAAUGCUCUCGUCCUGUAUGUCGGUACGCAAGCUAUUGCCUUCAUAAGAAGCAAAGGACACACUCCCAACAUGUCAACCAUCGCUCAUUCCGCUCAUAUGGACAUCUUCCAAAAUCUCGCCGUUGAUCUCGACACUGAAGGCCGUUACUUGUUCCUCAAUGCAAUAGCGAAUCAGCUUCGCUAUCCCAACAGCCACACCCACUAUUUCAGCUGCACUCUCCUCUAUCUCUUCGCUGAGGCCAAUACCGAGGCGAUACAGGAACAAAUAACUAGAGUUUUACUGGAGCGUCUCAUCGUCAAUCGCCCUCAUCCUUGGGGAUUGCUCAUCACUUUCAUCGAACUUAUCAAAAAUCCAACAUACAAAUUCUGGACCCACGAGUUCGUUCACUGCGCUUCUGAAAUUGAAAAGCUGUUCGAGUCAGUAGCGCGUUCCUGUAUGGUUCAGAAGCAAGUGCAACCGACUCCCGAGCCCGAGAUACCCGAGUGAUAAGACGCUUCGUUUUCAUUUUUUUGAUAUUUUUUUUCAUUUUCAGUCCCUUCGAACUUCGAGGCCCAAAAAAAACUUUAGUGUACAGUAAAUUUGGUGAAUGAAACUAAAGCGCGUGUAAAAAGUUGUUGAUCCGCGGAUGGGUGUGUAUCAUAUAUGCCACAUGGACUUUAAAUACCUUUUUCCUCGCUCUUUCGUUGUUUUUUUUCUUUUCUAAAAAAAAAGUAUAAAAUAAUCGGAUAUUAUGUAAGUGAUAUAUAAAAAGUGUAAGGAUACUAAAAGUGAGUGAACACAUAAACACGAAAUAUGUUCUUUAUGUUGAUAUUUUAUUAAAGGAAAGCUCACUCGCGUAUGUAUAAAAAUAAAAAUUAAGGAUAAGGAAGUGCGAAAAAUGCAGUGAAUUAAUCAAGUUUCGGAGUAAUCAGUUAUUUUUUUCGAGUAUUUUGUGCUCUUCGACCUUCUCGUUUCCAUGUGAAUCGAGAUUUUUAUAUAUUGUACAAGUAUACUUGGUGAUAAAAAACGUAUUUAAUACGUAUUAGUAUCGAACUCUAUAGUAGACUCUAUAGUAGUAAGAGGAAUGAACAAAAGUGCUAAUGACCGAACACGAACGUCGACCAAUAUGUGCUCACAACAAGCGAAUGGUGUUCCUUAGAUGCGCUUGUGACAUCAAUAAUUAAGAACAUUGAUAAUUUUUUUUCUUUUAGUUCGGUUUUUUCAGUAUUUGAUGUACGUAUCGAUAAUAAUAAAAUGGCACAAAUUGAAA